AAAGACUUCUGGAUUCUGUUCCUGUAGGACAAGACCGUUUGUACUGCUGAAAUGAAAAUGAGAAGCCUAUCAGUCAAAGCUCAGCCUUAGGAGGGGAAGAGACAGAGCAAGAUAAGAAGACAGAGAAAAAGAAAGUGAUGGAGACGAGGAGAGAGCAGGUCAUGCUGAGCAUCUGAUUGUCUUCACCGACACAGAGAUACCAGAGCUGAGCUGUUUUCAGUGUCAAUUUAUCUGCAGUAAUGUCAGAGGAGCGAGGAAAGGACUCUCUCUCUAAGAUGAGUCUCUCAGAGGAACAGAGCUCUGUGUCUGUGAAGAGUGACUGGUCAAAAGAAGAAGGACCAAAAUUCAGUGAGAGAAAACCAUCAACUGACAAAAGUGAAAGAUCAGACUCACAUGUGUCCAGCUCUGUGUCUCUGAAGAGUGACUGGUCAAAGGAAGAAGGACCAAAAUUCAGUGAGAGAAAACAAUCAACUAACAAAAGGCAAUGACUUUUGCAGGCAGCGCUUGUGUAUGAAGGUACCUCACGAAACUGAUUUCAGACAGGUCUCUGAGGCAGCGUGACGGUUUAAAGGUGGGGUAAGAGAUAUUUCAAAAAUGCCGUUGGACAUUGUUGAUAUUUGAAAUCAGCCUAAACAAACACACCCGUCUCUUUGCUCCACCUCCAAAACUCACCCUCCAAUUCUAACCACCCUGUUCCGUGUCAGUCUCGAACCCUGAUCACUGCUGGCAGGUUAGCCGAGUGCACUAACAAUGACGCUAAACACCACAUUCUAGCGGCUGUCAGUGUGCAGUGGUUUACCUGCACAAUUCUCACUAUCUGUCCACUGUUACACACGCAAUGCGAAAGUGGAUGUCUGUUUAUCACAGCUGACACGCAACAAAACAAUGCUUCAUGAAAAAUAAAUCACAGAUGAUGAACGAACGACAAGGAAGCACAAAAAAUAAAUAAUGAACGAGAGUAAAUACAAACAAGAGUUUGUUGUUAUUUUCCAACAUCACAGCAGCUCAAGACAAUCAAUGACAUUCAAACCCAGUGUUACUCACAUGUGAAGGAAUCAAAGCCUCUGUUUUCAGGCCUUCCCGCUUAGCUCUCUCCAGCGCUGGAAAGCUUUUCUAAUAUUAACGCGGGUUCUAAAGCACUUGCCCAGUCAUAAACCUUCAUUCCAGUGAUAUUCUUUUGAGGUCUUUCAUAAUGUGUCUCAUCAGUUUUUCUGCAGUCAUUCUUCAAAUCUCUCUCUUGCUCGUUCUGUCUCCUCGACCAUCAUACGCCCCGUAAUGCUGAUUGGUUUCACGCUUGUUGUUGGUGUCGACCUGACUAACUUCCAAACAGUGUUUUUGAAAUAUGGCUUACCCGACCUUUAAAAACAAUAAUAAUAUAUGGUCUGAAAAUGCAGUAUUUUAUUUUAUUGGCUAACAGGCUUCAAUGGGACACAUUAGACUCGGACGUUCAGAGGAAACGUGAAAAUUUCAAAGACAAUCUCCUAGGGAUCUUCCAGGAUCUUGAGAGCAAAAUAAUCAUGUUUCUGAAGAGUGAACUAGAAAAGUUUAAGAAAAUAUUACAAAAAGAGAACAUACAACACUUUGUUAAGGACUUUAAUGAUGAUAGAUGCAGUACCAAAGCAGCAGCUCUUGAUCUCACACUACAUUACCUGAGAGAGAUGAAUCAAGAUGAAGUUGCUGAUGCUCUAGAAGAUGAGCUGUUCUUCAUUCAUCAGCUAAAAUGUGGCCUAAAGAAGAAGUAUCAAUGUGUGUUUGAAGGAAUUGCGAAGCAUGGUGACGCCACACUUCUGAAUGACAUCUACACAGAUCUCUAUAUCACUCAGGGUGGCAGUGAACAGGUCAAUACUGAACAUGAAAUAAGACAGAUUGAAGUUGCUUUCAGGCGUCAUGAAUCUCAAGAGAUACAGGUUAAAUGCACACAAUUGUUUGAAGCACCUGAACAAGACAAGGAGAUACGAACUGUACUGACAAAAGGAGUCGCUGGCAUCGGAAAAUCAGUUUCUGUGCAAAAGUUUGUUCUGGACUGGGCUGAAGGAAAAGAAAAUCAAGAUAUCAGCUUUAUAUUUCCUCUUCCAUUUAGAGAGAUGAAUUUAAAGGAGAAAGAAAAACUAAGUUUGAUGGACCUUAUAACUCAGUUUUUCCCAGAGACAAAAGGACUGAACCUUACAAGAAGGAAUCGGUUCAAAGUCCUGUUCAUCCUUGAUGGAUUGGACGAAUGUCGCCUUCCUCUGAAGUUUGAUUGUAAUGAGACAUGGUGUGAUGUAUCAUCACCAGCCUCUCUGGAUGUUCUCCUAACGAACCUCAUGAAGGGAAAUCUUCUUCCUUCUGCUCUCAUCUGGAUCACCACCAGACCAGCAGCUGCCAGUAAGAUUCCUCCUGACUGUAUCGACCGGCUGACAGAGAUACGAGGAUUCAGUGACGCACAAAAGGAAGAGUACUUCAAAAAAAGAUUCACAGAUGAGAAUCAGGCCAACACAAUCAUUGAUCAUGUUAAAAAAUCAAAGAGUCUCUUUAUCAUGUGCCACAUCCCAGUCUUCUGCUGGAUUUCAGCCACUGUUCUUCAGAACAUUCUGGAGGAGAAAAGAAAUAAUGAUGUGAAAAACAAUCAGGCUGAUGAGAUCUCUAAAACACUACAGGAAUCAAACACUGAAGACACUCCCAAGACUCUGACACAAAUGUACACACACUUUCUCCGCUUUCAGAUCCAGCAGAGCCGUCGCAAGUAUGAUGGAGAAUACGCAGCACAUGUUUCCUGGGAUAAAGAUGCCAUCCUUUCACUGGGAAAACUAGCAUUUCAUCAGCUGGAAAGAAACAACCUGGUCUUUUAUGACACAGACCUGGAAGCCUGUGGUAUUGACGUCUAUAAGGCAUCAGUGUGUUCAGGCAUGUGUACCCAGAUCUUUAAGGAGGAAACAGGGAUCUUUUUUGGUACCGUGUACUGCUUUGUUCACUUGAGCAUUCAAGAGUUUAUUGCAGCCCUUUAUGCACAUUUGUUUCUAGACAUCAACAAGAAAAGUGUGUUGGUUCAUGAGUCAAUAGAACAGGAAAACAAAAAUGAAAACUUGAUUGAUUUUCUCAAGACCGCAGUGGACAAGGCGCUCAAGAGUGACAAUGGACACCUGGACCUUUUCCUUCGCUUCCUCCUCGGUCUGACGCUCCAGUCCAAUCGACGACUCUUACGUGGUCUGUUAACACAGCAAGACGACAAUGACCAGAGCAACAAGGAAAUAGUUCAGUACAUAAAGCAGAAAUUAGAAGAUAAUCUGCCUGCAGAGAGAUCCAUCAAUCUGUUCUACUGUCUGAGUGAACUGAAUGACCAAACUGUAGUGAAAGAGAUUCAGACCCACCUUAGCCAGGGAAGUCUCUCGUCUGGUGACCUUUCACCUGCCCAGUGGUCUGCUUUGGUCUUUGUGUUGCUGACAUCAGAGAAAGAGCUGGAGGAGUUUGAACUCCAGAAAUUCAAGAAAUCAGACGAGUGUCUCAUUAGAUUAUUGGCAGUCAUCAAAGCCUCCAGAAGAGCUCUGUUGAAUGAUUGUAACUUAACAGACAAAAGCUGUUCAGCUAUGGCUACAGUUCUUGGAUCAGAUACCAAUCUGAAAGAGCUGAACAUGAACAAUAAUAAACUGCAGGAUUCAGGAGUGAAGCUGCUCUGCACUGGACUGAUGAAUAUAAAGUGUAAAUUGGAGAUACUGAGGCUAAAUGAUUGUAACUUAACAGACAAAAGCUGUUCAGCUCUGGCUAUAGUUCUUGGAUCAGAUACCAAUCUGAAAGAGCUGAACAUGAACAAUAAUAAACUGCAGGAUUCAGGAGUGAAGAUGCUCUGCACUGGACUGAUGAAUAUAAAGUGUAAAUUGGAGAUAUUGAGGUUAAGCUGCUGUUAUAUGACAGAUGAAGGUUGUUCUGCUCUGACUUCAGCUCUGAAAUCAAACCCAUCACACCUGAGAGAGCUGGACCUGAGCAAGAAUGAACUAGGAGACUCUGGAGUGAAAAACCUCAGUGAUCUACUGAUGAACCAACAAUUCAAUCUGGAGAAACUACAUCUGAGCGGAUGCAGUCUAACAGAGAAACAGUGUCCCAUCCUAAUUUCAGCUCUGAAAUCAAACCCAUCACAUCUGAGAGAGCUGAACCUGAGUGGGAACAAAAUAAAAAACAUAGGAGUGAAGCACUUAUGUGACAUACUGAAGGAUUCACACUGUAAACUGGAGAGAUUGAGGUUAAGUGACAGUUAUAUGUCAGAAGAAGGUUGUUCUGCUCUGACUUCAGCUCUGAAAUCAAAACUAUCACCCCUGAGAGAGCUGGACCUGAGCAGGAAUAAACUAGGAGACUCUGGAGUGAAAAACCUCAGUGAUCUACUGAUGAACCAACAAUUCAAUCUGGAUAAACUACAUCUGAAUAGAUGCAGUAUUACAAAGAAACAGUGUCUCAUCCUGACUUCAGCUCUGAAAUCAAACUCAUCACACCUAAGAGAGCUGGACCUUAGUGUGAACAUAAUAGGAAAAGGAGUGAAGCACUUAUGUGACAUACUGAAGGAUUCACACUGUAAACUGGAGAGAUUGAGGUUAAGCUGCUGUCAUAUGACAGAUGAAGGUUGUUCUGCUCUGACUUCAGCUCUGAAAUCAAACCCAUCACACCUGAGAGAGCUGGACCUGAGCAGGAAUAAACUAGGAGACUCUGGUGUGAAAAACCUCAGUGAUCUACUGAUGAACCAACAAUUCAAUCUGGAGAAACUAGAUCUAAAUGUUUGCAGUAUUACAGAGAGACAGUGUGUCAUCCUGUUUUUAGCUCUGAAAUCAAACCCAUCACACCUGCGAGAGCUGGACCUGAGCGGGAAUCAAAUAAAAAACACAGGAGUGAAGAACUUAUGUGACGUACUGAAGGAUUCACAGUGUAAACUGGAGAGAUUGAGGUUAAGCUGCUGUUAUAUGACAGAUGAAGAUUGUUCUGCUCUGACUUCAGCUCUGAAAUCAAACCCAUCACACCUGAGAGAGCUGGACCUGAGCAAGAAUGAACUAGGAGACUCUGGAGUGAAAAACCUCAGUGAUCUACUGAUGAACCAACAAUUCAAUCUGGAUAAACUACAUCUGAAUAGAUGCAGUAUUACAGAGAAACAGUGUGUCAUCCUGACUUCAGCUCUGAAAUCAAACUCAUCACAUCUGAGAGAGCUUGACCUGAGCAGGAAUAUAAUAGGAAACCGAGGAGUGAAGCACUUAUGUGACAUACUGAUAGAUUCACACUGUAAACUGGAAAGAUUGAGUCUACAGGAAUGUGGCAUUACAGAUGUUUCUUCUUUAACUCAGUCUUUGACUAACUCAAAAGCACUGCCGUUUUUAAAAGAGCUUGAUCUGAGUUUCAAUAAGAUAGGAGACUCAAAGCAGUGGCUCAGUGACGUGCUACGAGACUCAAACUGUCACCUGAGAGUAGACAUCAGUUCACAUUAUUUUUUAAAUAUGUGAAACGGACAUGAGAGUGACCAUCAGGUGAUCCACAGUAGAGUCUCACUCAGAUGAGUCUGUCAGCAGAAAUCUUCAGCCUCUUCAGUAUCAGGCCUACGAAUAUAAUAAUGUUUGAAUUUAACACAUUCAUAAUGAUUAAAACGUUUCUAGUGAUUGUCAAGUAUAAAUGUAUUGAAUGAUAUAAAGCCUACAAUGUGAAAUUUGCAUGUUAAAAAGUUUUUUUUUUUUUUUUUUAAAAACUGUUUCUGCAGCCAAUUUUUUAAAUUUUUAAUGCAAAAUAUAUAUAUAUAUAUAUUUUUGUUAAAAGUUGAUAGAUGGUGUCAUAUGGAAGUUAGAAUAUUCAUUAUGUCAUUACGUUGCAUUCGCAUUCUGCCAAGUGUCAGCCCUUUAGAUUUGUUUGCUUCUCUGCUGCUAUUCUUUGUGCUCACAUAAUGUAUUUUAAUGCAAACAAAAUCCCAAUAAAACUAUUUCAUCUAUUUUUCUUUUUGUUGUCAGGCAAUAUGAAAUAGUGACUGAAACGCGGUCCAUUAAGACUACAUACAGGGCUCGACAUUAAGCCUUGUCAUGUGCUUGUCCUAUGGAGAAGUAAAUUGGUCAUUUACUUGUAAAGUAAAAAAAGUUGCUUGUCCGGAAAAAAAUAGGAUUUUUGUGUGGUGUAAACAUAAUUUUAUUCUGAAGCAAUAUUCUUUAUUCUGAAUAUUCUUUCAGAAAACUGCAGUUUUGACAUAUUUAAAUCUGCAUGUUUGUGAUAUUUACCCCAAAUUUUUUUUGUAACCUUUAUAAGGGGCGAAUAAUACCACACUACAGGGCUAUCAAAUCAAAUUAAAUAAUUUACAAAAAAAAAAAAAAAAAAAUACAA
Ctenopharyngodon idella (grass carp) is the source of this 6312-nucleotide messenger RNA. Its product is annotated as NACHT, LRR and PYD domains-containing protein 3-like. The coding region runs from base 1389 to 5453 and encodes 1354 amino acids. NCBI's taxonomy places the organism in Eukaryota, Metazoa, Chordata, Actinopteri, Cypriniformes, Xenocyprididae. The record is from RefSeq and is a predicted model, not a curated record. Gene Ontology annotation, molecular function: protein binding. The transcript has 20 exons.